Messenger RNA from Cylicostephanus goldi, 441 nucleotides. Lineage: Eukaryota; Metazoa; Nematoda; Chromadorea; Rhabditida; Strongylidae. The record is from the annotation of a GenBank genome assembly.
AUGGACCAACAAAUAAGAGUUGCUGUUGUUGGAGUGACGUGGAUUUCAUUAGCUGCGUAUUCACUUGCUGCAAACGUUCUGCUUGCGUUUCUAAUUUGCAAAAGUAACGACAUGCGCAGAUAUACAAGCUACUGGAUCAUAAUCUCUGUUUCAUUGUGCGAUGCUGGAAUAACAAUAAUCAAUUUAUGCUACUUUAUUCCAUCCGUUUUAACACACGAUGCACCUUCAACGAAUGAAGUCACUUUUGACUUUUACAAUUGGAUUUGGGAUCUUUUUUGGUACACGGGAGUUGUGCACAUUGCCUUAAUGGCAAUGAAUAGAUUUGUAUGCAUCGUAUAUCCAUCAUAUUAUGCAGUUUUUUUCUCUCGCACAAGAACACUUCUUAUACUAUGUAUUAUCUAUAUCGUGGGAUUCACAAUCAAUUUUCCUACGCUCUUUCCA